This is a messenger RNA of Hemibagrus wyckioides, 21628 nucleotides long. It is a transcript of the gene obscnb, whose product is annotated as obscurin, cytoskeletal calmodulin and titin-interacting RhoGEF b. Lineage: Eukaryota; Metazoa; Chordata; Actinopteri; Siluriformes; Bagridae. Gene Ontology annotation, molecular function: guanyl-nucleotide exchange factor activity; protein binding. The record is from RefSeq and is a predicted model, not a curated record. The coding region runs from base 182 to 17743 and encodes 5853 amino acids. The transcript is spliced from 72 exons.
CGCUUGUUCUGGACACUCACCUCCUUCAUCACCUCCCUGUCCACUCCUGCGCGCGCGAGCGAAUCCACCGCUUUUCUAGCCUCGUUUAUUUUAUUUUAUUGUGUUCCCCCCACGGAUAUUCUGUUGGAUAUCUCUGGACUUCAUGACAGAUAUCGGACGCGCCUGAGGAACGGAGCCAGUUAUGGACCAGAAUCUCUUUGGAGGAGCCCCUCGGUUCCUGACCCGGCCCAAAGCCUUCUCCCUGAGUGUGGGUCGAGAUGCUACCCUCAGUUGCACCGUUGUGGGAACUCCUGUUCCUGCAGUCACCUGGGAAAAAGACAAACUGCGCAUUUCCACUGGAGGGCGCUUCACGACGGUAGAAGAUGGGGAUGUGUAUCGACUCACCAUCUACGACUUGACGCUGGAGGACAGCGGGCAGUACAUGUGCCGUGCCAAGAAUAAUGUCGGUGAAGCUUACGCGGCUGUGACCCUGAAGGUGGGUCCACCGGCGGCAGUGGUCGAUCGGGCGCCGGUGUUUACGGUUAAGCCCGUUUCUACCAGAGUGGGUUUGGGUGGUGAUGUUACCUUCUUCUGCCGCGUGGCAGCUCACCCUGCUCCAAAAUUUGAUUGGGAGAAGGACGGACGUUAUCUUGGUGAGACCAAUCGCAUCAAGAUCACGUCGGACAACGAGUCCAGCUCCGUGCGGAUUCAGAGCGUCAGGAACAUGGACAGCGGCACUUACACCUGCCGGGCUCAGAACUCCAUCGGUCGAGGGCAAGCCGCUGCCGCUCUGGUGGUGGACGCACAGGACCCGCGACUUCUCAACGCUGACAAAAGCACCUCCCUGCUGUCCCACCUGCAGAAGCGCAAAGAGGAGAUGUGUAAGGAUAUUUCUCUCUUCCGCACGGCCGAGAGCUACUCCCAGUCUUUCUCAUCCUCGUCUAAUAUCAUGGAAGGGCUUAGCAAGUUGAGCCUUGCCUCCGAGCAGGAGCAGCGAGUCUCGGCUUUGGCUAGUAAACUGCCCAAAGGCGUCUUCACCCGAACCUGCACGGUGACCGAGGGAAAGCACGCCAAGCUCAGCUGCUUUGUCACCGGCCACCCCAAACCCCAGAUCAUCUGGAGGAAGGAUGGGGUGAACAUCGUUGAAGGUCGUAGGCACGUCAUGUAUGAGGACCAAGCAGAGAACUUCAUUCUCAAAGUCCUGUACUGUAAGCAGAGUGAUAAUGGCCUCUACACCUGUAACGCCUCUAACUUGGCUGGACAAACCUACAGUGCGGUUCUGGUCACAGUGAAAGAGCCAACAGUGCCGUUUAAGAAGAAGCUGCAGGACGUGGAGGUGAAGGAGAAGGAGACGGCCAUGUUGUUGUGUGAGGUGCCCGUGGCAAGUACUCAGACCUCCUGGUUCAUGGAGGAGACACGCCUGGAGCAAAGCACCAAGUACCGCAUGGACCAGGAGGGCACGCUGCGUCUCCUUACCAUCCACAAUGUCACGACCAAUGACGACGCCGUUUACAUCUGCGAAAUGAAGGAAGGGAGCCGCACUGUGGCUGAGCUCACUGUUCUGGGAAACAUCACCAAGAAGUUGCCCAGAAGGACAGUUGUGCCGGUGAGCGAUACGGUGAUCUUCUGUGUUGAGCUCGAGCACCCUGUUGAAGAUGCUUACUGGACCAGGAAUGGAGAGAAGCUGAAGGCAGACUCCAGGGUCAUUAUUGCUCGGACGCUUAAUCAGUACACGCUCACCAUCCGUGACUGCACUGCAGAGGACUCGGGUGAGGUGGCGUUCAUCGCCGGCGACUGCAAGACCUCCACACGAUUCUCAGUUACAGCACCGAGGAAACAUCCUCCUGAUGCCCCUGUCAAACCGAUUGUGUUGAACAAGACGGACAACUCCAUCACGCUGAGUUGGUCUCGGCCAGACACCGAGCGACCUGUCCCCAUCAAUGGCUACGUGGUGGAGAGGCGGAAGGUGGGAGCUCAGACAUGGGUUCGAGUUACGGGCAUGGAUCUUGUGUCUACCAGCCAGUACACCAUCAACAACAUCACAGAGGAGAGCAGCUACCAGUUCCGCAUUUCAGCCGUUAACGAUUUUGGGCAGAGCGCCUAUCUGGAGGUUCCUGGAACAUUUUAUCUUGAGCCGACCGCCUCGGUGACAUCAGGUCUUCGAAACUGCACCGCCGCGUCCGGCGGGGAGGCCACCUUCACUGUGGAGCUCUCUGCAACAUGCUCUGGAAGUUGGACGCUCAAUGGCAAACUGAUCCGCAGCGGCGUUGACUACCUCAUAACUCGCUCGAAGACCACGCACACGCUGGUGAUCAGGCAGGUGACCGAGGCUCUGGAUGGAGCUCAGGUCAAGUUUGUGGGUGGAGGAUCGGAAAGCGUCUGCACUCUAAGUGUAAAAGCUGCUCCAGCAUGUUUUACCAGGAAAUACUCUGAAGUGGACAUCUUCACAUUCAGCGCUCAUUCUUCUGCCCAGCUGUACACAGAGGUCUCGGAUGCCAGUGUCCAGGUCUCCUGGAGGAAGAACGGUAAUGAAUUAAGGACUGGCAAAAAGUACGAAGCCUCCAGUGUGGGAUGUAAACGCACGCUGACCAUUCAUAAUGUCACUCAUGAGGACGCAGGGAUUUAUGAGUGUGUGUGUGACGGUGAUAAGAUGUCCAUCCAGCUCGCUGUUAAAGAGGAAGCAGCGAAGUUUGUGAACAAGCCCAAGACUCAACCCCUGGAGGUUUCUCCCUUGAUGGGUGAUGUGACACUGAGUUGUGAGGUGGCAUCGCCUACAACCACUGUUGUGUGGAAGAAGGAGCAUAAAGAAAUAGCGGAGGACAACAGGGUGACCUUCGUGUCCCAGGGGACACAGAGAAAACUGGUUAUCAAAGGAGCCAAGCAGAGCGAUGAAGGACACUAUUCAUGUGAGACGAGAGAGGACAAGGUCGCAUUCAGGGUCAGAGUACAAGAACCUCAAGCCACAUUCAUCAACAAGGACACCUAUCAGAAGGAGGUGAAAGUUUCUGCCGCUCAGAAAGCCACACUGAGCUGUGAAGUGUCCGACUCCAAAACUGAGGUGAAAUGGUGUAAAGACGGCAAACAGCUGGUCUCCGGUAAGACUGUCCACAUGGAGACGAAGGGCAAAAUCCGUCAACUGGUGUUGGACAGUGUGGAGAAGAAGGAUGCAGGAGAGUACACCUGUGAAGUGGGAAACGAGAAGCUGGUCUUUAAGAUACUUGUGAUGGAAGCUCAAGCUCAAGUGACUUUCAUCAACAAGGACACCUAUCAGAAGGAGGUGAAAGUUUCUGCCGCUCAGAAAGCCAUGCUGAGCUGUGAAGUAUCAGACUUGAAAACUGAGGUGAAAUGGUGUAAAGACGGCAAACAGCUGGUCUCCGGUAAGACUGUCCACAUGGAGACGAAGGGAAAAAUCCGUCAACUGGUGUUGGACAGCGUGGAGAAGAAGGACGCAGGAGAGUACACCUGUGAAGUGGGAAACGAGAAGCUGGUCUUUAAGAUCUGGGUGGAAGAACCUCAAGCCACUUUCAUCAACAAAGACACCUAUCAGAAGGAGGUGAAAGUUUCUGCCGCUCAGAAAGCCACACUGAGCUGUGAAGUAUCAGACUUGAAAACUGAGGUGAAAUGGUAUAAAGACAGCAAACAGCUAAUCUCCAGUAAGACCGUCCACAUGGAGACGAAGGGCAAAAUCCGUCAACUGGUGUUGGACAGUGUGGAGAAGAAGGACGCAGGAGAGUACAUCUGUGAAGUAGGAAACGAGAAGCUGGUUUUUAAGAUUCAGGUGAUAGAGCCUCAAGCAAUUUUCAACAAGAAGGAUUCCUAUCAGAAGGAGGUGAAAGUUUCUGCUUUUCAGAAAGCCACACUGGACUGUGAAGUGUUUGACUCUAAGAUGGAGGUGAAAUGGUAUAAAGAAGGCAAACAGCUGAUCGCCAGUAAGACCGUCCACAUGGAGUCAAAGGGCAAAAUUCGUCAACUGGUGCUUGACAGUGUUGAGAAGAAGGAUGCAGGAGAGUACACCUGUGAAGUUGGAAAUGAAAAGCUAGUUUUUAAAAUUCAGGUAGCAGAACCUCAAGCCACUUUCAUCAAUAAGGACACCUAUCAGAAGGAGGUGAAAGUUUCUGCCUCUCAGAAAGCCACGUUGAGCUGUGAAGUAUCCGACUCCAAAACUGAGGUGAAAUGGUAUAAAGAUGGCAAACAGCUGAUCUCCAGUAAGACCAUCCACAUGGAGACGAAGGGCAAAAUCCGUCAACUGGUGUUGGACAGUGUGGAGAAGAAGGACGCAGGAGAGUACACCUGUGAAGUGGGAAAUGAGAAGCUGGUCUUUAAAAUUCAGGUGGCGGAGCCUCAAGCCACUUUUAUCAACAAGGACACCUAUCAGAAGGAGGUGAAAGUUUCUGCUUCUCAGAAAGCCACGCUGAGCUGUGAAGUAUCAGACUUGAAAACUGAGGUGAAAUGGUAUAAAGACGGCAAACAGCUGAUCUCCGGUAAGACUGUCCACAUGGAGACGAAGGGAAAAAUCCGUCAACUGGUGUUGGAUAGUGUGGAGAAGAAGGACGCAGGAGAGUACACCUGUGAAGUAGGAAACGAGAAGCUGGUCUUUAAGGUUCAAGUGGCAGAACCUCAAGCCACUUUCAUCAAUAAAGACACCUAUCAGAAGGAGGUGAAAGUUUCUGCUUCUCAGAAAGCCACGCUGAGCUGUGAAGUGUCCGACUCCAAAACUUGGGUGAAAUGGUAUAAAGACGGCAAACAGCUGGUCUCCGGUAAGACCGUCCACAUGGAGACGAAGGGAAAAAUCCGUCAACUGGUGUUGGACAGUGUGGAGAAGAAGGACGCAGGAGAGUACACCUGUGAAGUGGGAAACGAGAAGCUGGUCUUUAAGGUUCAAGUGGCAGAACCUCAAGCUACUUUCAUCAACAAAGACACUUAUCAAAAGGAAGUGAAAGUUUCUGCCUCUCAGAAAGCCAUGCUGAGCUGUGAAGUGUCAGACUUGAAAACAGAGGUGAAAUGGUACAAAGACGGCAAACAACUGAUCUCCAGUAAGACCGUCCACAUGGAGACAAAGGGAAAAAUCCGUCAACUGGUGUUGGACAGUGUGGAGAAGAAGGACGCAGGAGAGUACACCUGUGAAGUAGGAAAUGAGAAGCUGGCCUUUAAGGUUCAAGUGGCAGAUGCCCCUGCUAAAUUCCAGAAGAAAUCCAGUAUAAAAGAAACUAUUGCUGUGCAAGAAACAGAGAAUAUUGUCCUGACCACUGUAACAACAACAGAAAAUGCUAAUAUUAGUUGGUUCAGGGACGGCGUAGAGCUGAAGGAGGGUAAUAAGUAUGAAAUGAAGAGAGAAGGUUUGUCUCAUGUCCUUAUCAUUAAAUCCUCUGAAGCGAAGGAUACAGGCACUUACAUGUGUAAGACAGCUGAGGACAAGAUGGAAUUCCAAGUUCAGAUAAAAGAAUCUCCACUGAAGUUUGUUGUUGGUUUAGAGCCAGUUUCUGUUGUCCUGGGCAGCACCAUGACACUGUCCUGCCAGCUAAAUCGAGCUGCAGGGGAUGUGCUCUGGAGACACAACAGCAAAGAAAUUAAGCCUGGCGGCAGAUAUGUCAUACGUGCUGACGGAGCUCAACGUUUACUAACCGUGUCUUCUGUAGUCCAGGAAGACGAAGGAGAGUUCAGUUGCGAAUGCAAAGAUGACAAGACUAGUGCUAAGAUUACCACUAAAGCUCCACGUUUGGUGAAGUUCUUGUCCAAGUUGAACAAUGUCGUGGCAAACGAAGGCAAGGAUGCCAUCUUCAAGUGUUCCAUCACUCCUGCAGAUGUGAGCUUGAGAUGGCUGUUUAAUAACGUGCCCGUCACCUCUGGGCCCAAAUUCAAGAUCGCUCACGGAGGCACCAGCCAUUCGCUCACGAUCACUGCAGUAACACUAGAGGAUGUGGGAGAAAUCAGCGUGGACGCUGAAGGGAAAGUGUGUAAAGCGACUCUGCAAGUGCAAAAGCUCCCUGUAAUGAUCAUUAGGAAGCUGGAGAACAAAACUGUCCAAGAGCAGGACACUGUGGAGCUCGAGGUUGAACUGAGUAGGCCAUCCACUGAGGUCAAGUGGAUGAAGAACGGCAUUGUGCUGCAGCCUGAAGGGAAUCUAAAUAUUAAAGUUGAUGGAGUUAAACAGACUCUGAUCUUUAAGAGUGUAACCUGCGCUGACCGAGGCUUUUACUCUUGUGAAACUCUGGAUGAUAAGACUCAGGCCAAACUGACUGUAGAAAAGAAGAAGAUCCAGGUUGUAAAGGGCUUGAAAGAGAUGAAAGUCCAUGAACAGGAGACGGUAACAAUGGAAGUGGAGCUCAGUCAGCCUGAUGUGGAAUCUUUCUGGACCAAAGAUGGCCAAAAACUGAGGGCAAAUCCCAAAAUCCUCAUGACAACUCGGGGUAAUAAACAUUCCUUGACCAUGUCCCAGCUGAAGAUAGAAGACAGUGGGAUGAUCUCUUUCCAGGCAGAAGGUGUUCACACCUCAGCAAAACUCAUCGUCACUGAACCUCCUGCAAAAAUCCUCAGACCGUUAGAAGAUGUGACUACUCCGGAAAAGGAAAAAGCCACCUUUGAGUGUGAAGUGUCCCGAGCGAAUGCUGAUGUGAAAUGGUUUAAGAAUGAAGAGGAACUGAAACCAGGAAAGAGAUACAUGAUUCAUUCCCAAGGUUGCAAGCGUAGCCUCCUCAUCCAGAAGUGUACAUAUGAAGACCAAGGCUUGUAUGUGUGCAAAACAACGGAUGACAACACAUCAGCCAAGCUGACCGUUCAUGCCCGUGAUAUCAAGAUUAUUAAGCAGCUACAGGAUUUGAAAGUGACUGAGAAAGAGAGUGCGGCGUUUGUCUGUGAGGUGUCACACGACGAAGUGGAGGGUCAGUGGUUUAAGGAUGACAUCAAACUCAAAGCUGGGGACAACAUCAAGAUGAGACAAGAAGGAAGAACAUAUGUUCUACUCUUCAAAUCCGUGAAGCCUGAAGAUGCUGCUGAAAUCAAGUUUGUGGCUGAAAAGGCCUCAUCAGUGGCUAAGCUCACAGUCAGAGAAUUGCCUGUGAGAUUCGUGAAGAAGCUCAGAGACAAAAUUGCCAUGUACAAACACCGGGGGCAUUUAGAGUGUCAGGUGUCUCGAGCCAGUGCCACGGUUACAUGGUAUAAGAACAAGGACAAGAUCGAAGCCAACAAGAAGUACGAGAUCUCCAGCGAGGACGUGUAUCGCAAGCUCACCAUCAAUGACGUGGACUCUGGGGACGAGGCCAUGUACACAUGUGAUGCAGUUGAUGAAAAGACAUCGUGCAAGCUGCUUGUGGAGGAACAGGCCAUCAGCAUAGUCAAGGAGCUUAACUCGGUGGAAGUGACCGAACCGUUUGCAGCUCAUUUCGAAGUGGAAAUCAGCAUAGAAACGAUUAAGCCUGUAAAGUGGGCCUUGAACGGGGAAAUCCUGAGCGAGAGCAGCGAUGUUGACAUCGAGAAGGAAGGAACAAUGCAUCGCCUCACGAUUAAGAAGACCAAAGCGUCCAUGUCAGGAACUGUGCAGUUCACCGCCGGGAAAAGCAAAUCAACUGCUCAGCUCAUGGUCAAAGAGCGUCCUAUCGAGGUGGUCGUGCCCUUGAAAAAUGUGACCAGCCAAGAAAAGGCCUCAGUCAAGCUGUCAUGCAGGCUGUCCGCUGUUCCUAAAGAAGUGUGUUGGUUUAAGGGUCAAACUGCUCUGGAGGCGUCCAGCAAGUAUAUCAUGAAACAAAGUGCCGCUGAAGUGCAGCUGCUCAUCCAGGCAUUGAGUCCAGACGAUGCUGGCGAGUAUCGCUGUUGUGUUGGGACCUGUGAGACCAAAGCCACUCUCACUGUUGAAGUGCGUAAAGUUCAGAUCACCAAGAGCUUGACUGAUGUGGACGUCGAUGAAGGUGGUGAUGCUGUGUUUACCUGUGAGGUGAAUUAUGCUGACGAGGAAGCAGAGUGGUUCCUCAACGACAAGGCACUGUUCAACAACGAGGUUAACAAUGUUCAACAUGUGAAUAAGACUCAUACCCUCACACUCAAGAACCUGGCACCUCAAGAUGGUGGGAAGAUCACUUUCAAGAUUAGAGAAGAAAAGCAGACCGUCUGCCUGAAUGUCAAAGAAAAGAAAGCCGUUUUCCUUAAGCUGCUUGAUGACGUGAUUGGAGAAGAAAAAGGCACUGUAACUCUGAAAUGUGAAGCCUCAAAGCCAACAGUGUCCCCGAUUUGGCGGAAAGAUGGCACCAUCCUUUCGGCAGACCGCAAGCAUGAAUUGUUGCAUGACGGCAGGAUCCUGGGUCUGACGAUCCGGGAUGUUGCGCAGACGGAUGCCGGGGAGUACAGCUGUGAUCUUGGUACAGAUCUUACGAAAUCAAAGGUCACCAUUAGAGACAUCAGCAUUGGCAUCACAAAACGCUUGAAGUCUGUGGAGGCUACAGCCGGUGAGACCUGCGUGUUUGAGUGUAUCCUCUCUCGAGAAUGCUCAGACGCAUGCUCAUGGAGCCUGAAAGGCCAACCUGUGACCAACGGAGGCCGUUUCCAGAUUAGCAGCAAAGGACGCAAGCACACGCUUAGUAUCAAAGGAGUGACUGGGUCAGACUCCGGGGAGCUUGUUUUCACUCUCAAGGACUUGAACUCGAGAGCAACGUUGGCUGUUAAAGGCGAAAUUCCUACUUUCUCUAAAGAGCUCCAGGAUGUUAGCAUUGCUCCUGGAGAAGAUGCUGUAUUCUUCUGUGAGCUCUCUCAGGCCGGCUUGGAUGUCAUCUGGUGUAAGAGUGGAAAGUCGAUCCAAAAGAGUCUAAAGUAUGAGAUGAUUCGGGAAAAUAAGGUCGUGAAGCUGAUUGUUCACAGUGUUACUGCUAAGGAUGCUGGAGGAUACAGCUGUGAGGUGACCGGUGGGCCAACCUCAAAAGCUCAACUGGAAAUCAAAGUUCUUCCUGCUGUUUUCACUCGUGGGUUGGAGGACCAGAAGGCUUUGGAGAAGGAAAGUGUUACCUGGUGCUGCGAGCUGUCUAAACCAGGUAUACCGGUUCAGUGGCGCAAAGGAGAAGUAGACCUUUGUUCUUGCUCCAAAUAUGAAUUCCGGCAAGACGGCCAACUCGUCCAGUUGAUAAUCCGUGACGUUGACCCUGAAGAUUCUGGAGACUACACCUGUGACUGUGGAGAUCAGAAAACUACAGCACACCUAGAAGUAAAGGCACUACCCAUUCUGUUUAAAAUCCCUCUGAACAAGCUGGAAGCUGAAGUGGGGGAAACCGCUCUAUUCCGGUGUGAACUUACCAAACCAGGAGCACCUGUAGUGUGGAGAAAAGAUCAGAAGAUUCUCCAAUCCAGCAACAAGCACCAUUUAAGGCAGGACGGCGCAGUGGUCGAGCUAGUCAUCUACAAGCUCCAGGAAGCAGACUCAGGAGAGUAUUCCUGUGAUUCUGGGUAUGAAACGACUUCUGCCCAACUCACGGUAAAGGAACUUGACAUUACUAUUGACACCGGGCUGAAGAGCUGCAUCAUUAAUGAAGGAGAUGACGUGACCUUUGAGUGCUUUGUAUCUCAUGACGGCGCCCAGAAUGUGAACUGGGAACUUCAGGGUGUUCCUCUCCAGAGCAACGAGAUGAACGUAAUCCAAGUGGAAGGCAAAAGGCACUCGCUCACUCUAAGGAGCGUGACUGAGAAAGACUCGGGCACCGUGUCCUUCCAUGUGGGGAGCCACACUUCGUUUGCUUGUCUCACGGUUAAAGCUGUCCCUGUGGUCCAAUUUACAAAAGACUUGAAGAACCAGGAAGCCGUAGAAGGAGAUGAAGCUACAUUAUCCUGUGAAACUUCGACCCCUGAUGCCCAAGUGACCUGGAAGAAGGACAGAAAAGUAAUUUCUGAAGGAGACAAGUACUCCAUUCAGAAAAAUGGCACAAUCCAAACUCUGGUGAUCUACCAGCUAACAGUGGGCGAUGCUGGAGAAUACGUGUGUGAAGUCGGAGACAAACAAACCAAAGCCACUUUGAGUGUCAAAGAACGUGUACGAAUUACAAGAGAACUUACCGACGUCACAGUGACCACUCGCGAGGACGCCGUGUUCCAUUGUGAGGUGUCCCAGACAGGAGUAACUAAUGUCGAAUGGUGGCUAGGCUCCAAUCACCUCCAGAACAAUGACUUGAAUCAGAUCAGCAGCCGAGGGAGGGAACACAGCCUAGUGUUAAAAAUGGUCACGCCUGAUGAUUCAGGCGACGUGGCCUUUGUUGUUGGCUCUGAGAGGACUGUCGCUUCCUUGGUGGUGAAGGCGAAACCCAAAGAAUCCCCAGUCAUCUUCCGCAAGGAAUUGGAGAACCAAGAUGCUGUCGAGGGUGACAUGGUUACGCUCCGCUGUGAACUUUCUAAGCCCGGCGUUAACGUAGAGUGGCGUAAAGGGGGAGUAGUCCUGCAACCUGGUAAGAAGUUUCAGCUGAAGCAAGAGGGAUGCAUACAAGAGCUUUACAUUAACGACCUGAAACCAGAGGACAGCGGCUAUUACACUUGUGAUGCUGGAAAUCAGUUAACAACAGCUUCGGUUUCAGUGCAAGAGGCUGAGGUACUCAUUGUGUCUGGUAUAAAAAGCACUGAUGUCUUUGCGGGAGAGCAGGCAGUGUUCACCUGCCAACUGUCUCGCCGUGCCAAAGGGAGAGUCCAGUGGUGGCUGGAUGGCACCCGUUUGGAGAACAGUCCCUUCAGUAUUAUUGGGGUGGGUGAAGACAAUAUUCACACCCUCACCCUAAAGAACCUGGCGCCAAGCGACUCGGGCACCGUCCUGUUCAAAACAGGAAGCUUGACGUCCUCGGCUAGGCUGUUAGUUAAAGAUCCUACUGUGGAGGUAGUCAAUGCCAUGGAGGAUAUCAACAUAGCAGAAAACCAACCUGCAGAGUUCAUCUGCCAGUUCUCAAGGCCAGUCAGGGCCAUAUGGAAGCAAAACGGGCAGCCCGUGCAACCUGACGGCCACAGGCUUAUAGUGGAGCAAGACUGGACUGUAGCGCGGUUGUACAUUAGCCGGGUAACCGCACAGGAUGUGGGUGUAUACUCCUGUGAGGCAGAAGGGACCCGUGUUGAGGCACACCUGAGGGUGCAAGCUAAACCCAUUGAGAUCAUUCAAGGUCUGGAUAACGUGGAGACCAUUGAAGGUGGUGAGGCACUUUUUGAGUGCUCCCUAUCCGUCCCUGAAUCUAAAGACUGCCGGUGGUUGGUUGAUGGAAAACCUGUGAAGGAGUCUGGAAAAGUGGAAAUCGUUUGCUUCGAGAAUGGUCGACGCCACCUUUUGCUGCUAAAGGACUUGAGAGCUGGAGAUAACUGUACAGUAACUUUUCAAGCUGGCACCGCCUCCACCUCUGCCCUUCUCACAGUCAAAGGGUGGCAACUGGAAGUGGUGAAACCUUUGGAGGACAAGACCAUUGUAGUUGGAGAGCAGGUGGAGUUCACUUGUGUUCUGAAUGAGCCUGUACCAGAGAAAGAUGUGAAUUGGUAUGCUAAUGGUUCAGAACUUCGGCCAGAUGACAUUUGGGCGAUGAAGAACAAUGGAUGUGCAUGCACCCUAAUUCUGAAAAAAGCCCUUGUCCGGUCACCACUAGAGAUCACAUUUGCUGCUCAGGAUGCCAUUUCAGUAGCUAAGCUUGUGACUAUUGGUGUACCGGACCCCCCUGAGGAUCCAGAGCUGGUCACUAAGGGACCAACCUCAGUGACUCUGUCUUGGUUCACACCUCUCAGUGAUGGCGGAAGCCCAAUCCUGGGAUAUCGCGUAGAGACGCGGCAAGUGGACAGUGCUCUCUGGCAGCCCUGCCAUGCCGAACCAGUGUGCAAUACUGAGUUUACUGUGGAAAACCUUAUUCCUGGCUCUGGAUACAGGUUCCGGGUGGCAGCUAUAAACCGUGCUGGUAUUGGUGACUCUGUCCAGCUUCCUCAAACCGUUACACUUGAUGCACCAGUGACCAUUGCCAAGAAAUUGAGCGUCUCUGAGCUCCAGAAGGGUAAGAUUGGCCGUCUGGAAUGUGAGCUUUCGUCUGAGAAUAAGCACGUCAUCUGGCAAAAAGAUGAUCAGGAGAUUGAAAUGGGUGCCAAAUACCAGGCGGGCACAGAGGGCAAAUCCCAAAUUUUGCUCGUUAAGGACUUUCAGCCUGCUGACCAGGGGAAGUAUACUUGUGUGGUCUCAGCAGAAGUGAAAAGCUUGAUAAACCUUGAACUUGAAGGAGACACCACAGUGCCUGAGGAUGGUGGCCAGCCUGGCUUGCCCCCUGAGGCUGCCUCUGAGGGUGAUCUGCAUGUUUUGUGGGAUGCUCUGGCCAAAAAACGGAGGAUGAGCAGGGAACCCACACUGGACUCCAUUUCAGAGCUGCCAGAAGAAGAUGGUAAAGAGAAGAUACAAGAUCAGGAGGGUAAAGGUGUGGAGAAGGAGCAAAUCAAAGACACGGUGAAGCCCAUAGAAAUUAAGCCGGAGCUGAAUCUCUAUACCAGUUCUGAAGACGAGUCCCUUAGCGGAACUUCAAGUCUUGUGGCUUACCUUAAAAAGAGCAGCAAAUCUGCUGUAGCAAUCAGCGAAACGGAAACGACUGCAUCUCAGAAGCUUUAUGAACAUUUUCAAAUGACUGAGAAAUCGGUGCAGCAGACAAUGGCUGCACCGCCAUUCGAAAUCCUUAAGGAUGAAAAGGAUGAGCUGCAGGAAGCAGCCAUCAAAAUCCAAGCCGCCUUUAAAGGCUACAAAGCUAGAAAGGACAUGCGUCCUGCCUUUAAGGAGGUCUUUAAGGACCAGAACAAAGAACCGAAUACGACCAUUCAUCUUGAGUGUAUUGCGGACGGUAAGCCAGACAAAGUCCGUUGGCUGAAGGACGGUAAACCGCUGGUAGAUGGCAAACACCACCACAUCGACAUAUACAAUGAUGGGACUUGCUCUCUGAUUGUGCCAGCCGCUACAACUAACGAUACUGGAAUGUACACUUGUGAGGUCACAAAUAAGUAUGGCGUCGCAUCCCACAGUGCAAAAGUCGUCAUUGGCUCCGUGCGAGAGUCGUCUGGACGUCGUCCACUAACACUUGGUUAUAGCGCGGACAGUGAGCCCGAGAGCUCCGGCAGUGAGAUGGACGAGUCUUUGAGACAGGCGAGCAGAAGGCUUCAGAAGCUGCUUCGUACGCGUCUCCAACCAAACGUGGAGGAGGAACCUUUCGUAAGUGCAGACGAGGGUGACCUGCAGCCUCCGGAUCCGCAUUCAUAUCGCGAAGAUGACAGCUACAUCUACAUCCGUUUCGACAGCCGCAGCGAAGCUCAGGUUGCAUCCCAGCGGUUCCAGGAGAUGUUUACGCACCAGGGUGUGCCAGUGGACACCACCAUUAUCGAAACCGGCACUAAGAUAGAACUUCGCAUCAAGAAGAUGGGAUUCAACCAAGAUGGUUCCCAAACCCCAACUGAAGAAAAGCCACUUUUCGUCUCCGCGGCCCCAGUCUUCCUGACGCAGCUCCAAAACCAAGAAGUCCCAGACGGAUACCCGGUCAGCUUUGAUUGCGUGAUCAUCGGCAAACCCCCUCCCAGCGUGCGGUGGUUCAAAGACGGAAAAGUGCUACAAGAAGAUGACCAUUAUAUGAUCAACGAAGACCAGGAGGGCUGCCAUCAAUUGAUCAUUACAACUGUACGGCCACUGGACAUGGGCGUGUACCGCUGCGUGGCUGAAAAUGACAGUGGCAUUGCUUCCAGCAAGGCGGAGCUUAGGGUGGAAAUGUCUUGCAGUUCUGACUAUGACACAGCAGCUGACGCCACAGAAACGUCUUCGUAUAUUAGCGCAAAAGAUUAUGUCUCAAGUUCUGAGCACAGAGACACAGAGGCGUUUGAGUCAGUUGUGGAGGACGAGCAGCUUCCUCAAGUGGUGGACGAGUUACAUGACCUCUAUCUGAGUCCUGGAGCGCCUAAUGCCAAGAUGAGCGUCAGAGUCAAAGGAUUCCCCACUCCAAAAGUUUACUGGUUCAAGGACGGCGUGGCGCUGACACCCACAGACAGGGUAUUGCUGUCGACAGAGAGAGACGUGUACAGUCUGGAGAUUGUGGAGGUGAAGUAUGAAGAUAGCGGCGAAUAUUCAGUCUACAUCAGCAACCCAGCUGGAGCAACCUACUCCUCCGCACGCAUGGUUGUGCUUGGUCCCGGAGAUCGCAUACCUGAGACUCUGAAGAUUAGAGACUCCAAAGAGCCACUGGUACCGCCACGUUUUCUGGAGAAGUUCUGCAACCGGACUGUGAAACAAGGAGCGAGCAUCACCCUGUCUGUCAAAGUGGAAGGCUCUCCAACUCCCUCCGUGAACUGGCUGAAGGAAGAAGCACUCAAGGACGUUUUGUGGAUUAAAGCAGACACGCCCGGAUACAAGAUCGCCAGCUCCGGCUUCCAGCACAGCCUGAUUCUGAUGGAUGUAGGGAAGGAGCACAGUGGCACCUACACCUGCAUCGCCAGCAAUCGCGCUGGCCAGUCGGUCAACACCGCCCGCCUGGACGUGGACCAAGGUUUGACCACUUUCCCAGCAGGACAGCAGAGCAUCGUUAAACCAGAUAUUUGUGGGAUCACAAUCAGCCCGCCAGAUGAAGAAGGCAAAGGAGAGCCCAAACUGCCCUACCUGCCCGGAGUCGAUACUGCCGAAUUCUUACAGAAGCUCACCUGCCAGAUCACGGAGAUGGUCUCUGCCAAGAUCACACAAGACAGCUUACAGAACCAUCAAGUGCUCCAGUGGAUGAAAACAUGGCCCAAAGUGACCACCUCAUUACGUGUGCCUGGAGCUGAUAGCGAUGAUGAGAGUAAGACUCCAUCUCCGUCUCCUUACCAUGGCCGCUCGCGUCCUGCUUCGCUGAUCGCCGACUCUUCCUCGGAAUCCGACGAGGGUGACGCCCGAGGAGAGAUGUUCGACAUCUAUGUAGCGAUAGCGGAUUAUAACCCCAUGGGGCAGAGUAAAGAGAGCAUUGCUCUAAAGGAAGGGCAGUACGUUGAGGUCCUGGACUCGGCUCAUCCGCUCAAAUGGCUUGUGCGAACUAAACCCACCAAAACCACGCCCUCGCGUCAAGGCUGGGUCUCUCCUGCAUACCUGGACAAGAAGCUGAAAAUUUCUGCAGAUACAGGAGAAGUCCCAGAGACCACAGGAGAGGAGGUCACUGAGGGAGAGUACAAAAGGAAGCUCUGCCAACUCCUCCAGGAGCUCAUUUCCAGUGAGAAGGAGUUUGUGAAGGAGAUGGACUUUGUUACAUCGCACCACCUGAAGCAUAUUGACGAGGAGAGCACCCCGCCCGAAAUCCGCACUCACAAGGACGCCAUCUUCCGCAACAUUAAUGACAUCAGUUCAUUCCACAGCAGCUCUUUUCUUCCUGGGCUGGAAGACUGUGACACAGAUGACGACAUCGCCAUGCGCUUCCUGAAAAACACAGAAGGAUUUGAGAACUAUCUGCAGUACUUGGUAGGUCAGGCUAAGGCCCAGGCUACCAUUAGUGAGAAAGAUGUCCACCACUAUUUCAAGAAAUACACAGAUUCAGAGCUGGCAAAUGUGGAUCCUGCAGAAGGUCCGGUUCUGAGUGUGAACAGUUAUCUUCAGAGACCACUGGACAGAAUUCUGAAAUACAAGGACCUCUUAAAGGAGAUGAUUAAGAAUAAGGCGAGGAACGGACAGAACUGCUGCCUUCUAGAAGAGGCCUACGCCAUGGUUUCUUCUCUUCCCACGCGCUCGGAAAACACGCAUCACGUCUCCCUCAUCGAGAACUACCCCGCCAACCUGGAAGCGUUAGGAGAGCCCAUCAGACAGGGACCCUUCAUAGUGUGGGAGGGCGCUCCAGGAGUCCGAACCUCUUCAAGAGGCCAUCACCGUCAUGUCUUCCUCUUCAAAAACUACAUAAUCAUCUGCAAACAGAAACGAGACACGAACUCGGACAUCCAAACCUACACAUUCAAGAACAUGAUGAAGCUCACCAACAUUGACGUGAACGAGGUUGUGGAAGGAGAUGAGAGGGCGUUCGAGAUCUGGCACGAACGUGAGGAGUCGGUGAGGAAGUACACGCUGCAAGCUCGCACCGUCAUUCUGAAGAACUCCUGGCUCCGUGAACUCCGUAACCUCCAGCAGCGCUACAGCAUGCCAGCAUGGAGUCCACCAGACUUUGAGGCAGUGCUGACUGACUGCACAGCAGAAUUGGGACAGACGGUCAAACUGGCUUGUAAAGUCACAGGAUCUCCGAAACCCGUUGUGGCCUGGUUUAAAGACGGCCGUGCCGUAGAGGUUGAUCCCCACCACAUCAUUAUCGAGGACCCUGACGGUUCCUGCACCCUCAUCCUGGAUAACUUGACCGCUGAUGACUCUGGCCAGUACAUGUGCUUUGCCACCAGCGCUGCAGGAAAUGCCAGCACCCUGGGCAAGAUUACAGUACAGGUACCACCACGCUUUGUCCACAAGUUAAGGAACGUUGCCUUGAUGGUGGGAGAAGAUGCCCAGUUUACUUGCACAAUACUAAGUGCCCCGCGUCCAAAAAUAAGGUGGUUUAAGGACGGCAAGCUGCUAACAGACCAGGAAAAAUAUCAGACAUACAGUGAGCCACGUAGUGGGGUGGUGGUUUUUGUUAUUAAGAACCCUGGAGAGAAAGAUCUUGGGCGUUAUGAAUGUGAGUUGUCUAACCGGCUGGGUAACGCAAAGUGUGCAGCAGAGCUGGUUCUUCCUACCAUAGCGAUGGCAGGAGGAGAGCAGGCCAUCUCCAUUGAAGUUACAGAGCAAGAGACUAAACUACCAAAGAAAACUAUCAUCAUAGAGGAGACGAUCACCACUGUCGUGAAGAACACUCGAAUGAAGCGGCACGCGUCUCCCCGCACGUCCUCUUUGGGAGUUUACCGCUCCGAAGCCUCCACCCCUGAACCCCCACGUCAGAGAAGGACGCUGCCUAGAAAAACCGUCCCCACUCUGUACGUCACAGAACCAGAGGGCACUGCGGCCAAGAACCCCAAAUGGGUCGAGGUGGAGGAAAUAAUCGAGUAUAAAGUGAACAAAUCACCAAAGCUGCCAAGGAGAAGAGGCACUUCCCCCAGCAAGAGACAACCACCUGAGAAUCCUAACGUUAACAACUCCAACAACAAGUUAGCAGAGGCGGUGCAAAUGUCCGGAGCUGGUGUGGAUUCUUGGGAAGCUGAGGCAACAAACGAGUCGGGAAUGUUGGAUUCUCCAGAAGUUGAGGUGGUGGAUUUUGAUGAGCCGUGCGUCUUGACUGAAAUGGACUCUGACACAGAAGAUAUUCAGGCAUGUAGUAAAGAAAUCUUAGACGAGGGGAAUAAAGUGUUCUCUCUGGAAGACCUGGAGGAUUACGUUCCUAAAGAGGGUGAGACAUUUGGUUGCGGAGAUUCAGACGUACCUGAAGAGAAACCAUGUGAAAUUUCUGUUCUGCAACGAGAAAUUAACGAACCCACCGUCGGCCAACCUGUCCUGCUAAACCUGGGCCACCCAAUAGCGAGCCCGAAAGUCCGUCCUGGGUUCUUCAGUCGCUUCAAGGAGCACUUCUCUAAUGUAUUUUCCGACCCCUCUCCAGCUGGACCAAGCAGAGAGAAGGUUGUCCCGAUCCGUGUCAGCGGGGUGUCCUACAGCCAGUCUACCGCCAUUCCUGGAUUGUCGAGAAGUCACGGAAAGGUGGAAGUAACUCAAAGGUACUGCUCCGAGGUUCAGCGGGGGACGGCUGGCGGUCAGCAGAGCUUCAAAGCCCAAAUCUCUGCAUCAGUUGGACACCCGGUCACCGUUCAGAUUCCCAAGAUGAACCAGUCUGGAAAACCGUAAUCAAGAAGAAACCAAUAGACAGAGACUCGAAAAUAUCGCUACCUAAUGUGCCUGUCUUGUCUUAAAGCCUUGUCAUCUUUUCCUUGACUAGUUACUUACUUCUAGCUCUGGCUUUUGUGAUGAAAUUAAUUUCAAGUACAAAGGAAAGAGCAUCGCCAGUCUCCAUACUUCAUCACUGGUUUGAGUCGAGCAGGAACGUAUGCGAGAAAGGUGACCUCGGUUAACACCUGAUAUUAUGAAUUAGCAAAAGUUUCUCGCUCACUGUGUAUUUUGAACAAGCCACAAUGUUUGCAAUCUACAGUUUGAUGAGUGUACACACUUUGUGCACACUUCUGUCAGCUUCCUGCUACCUACCUUUUCUAGCACUAGCACUGUCAAUGUUUUACUCGAUCGAAAUGAACCGUCUUUCCCUAUCAAAGGAUUUCCCUGACAUGGUUUGUUCUAAUUUCCUAAACACAUCACAAAACAUUGACAUCGACAUGACAUUGUUCAUGUUAUCAGAUGUUUGCGAAGAAGUCUGAAACGACAAAGCAUUAGAAGUGUUAGCUCGGCUGGUGUCUCUGUUCUGCUCAUGUACCUUCAUGUUGCAUAGUUUCGGACUUUCAGCAUCCAGUCAUCUUUUACUUGUUUGCUAACAUCUGAUAACCUUAGCGAAAAUGUAAAAUCUGUUCACGCUGUUUUUUGUGAUUUGUUUAGGAAAUUUCAACAAAACAUAUAAUAUUUAGAAGGGAAACGUAGUCCGUUUUCAUUUAUUAGCCUGGCGUCUCGGCCAACAUUUUAGCUAUUUUUUCUAGCUAAUAAUUUCAGUUAAUUGAUUCUCUCUUUUUCAUCACCGUGGAAGUGUUCAGCAUUUUUUUCCUUUUGCUUUUAUUUUAUUUUCAUUUUCUCUUUGAGGUUUUUUUUUUUGGUUGGUUGAAGCUGAACUGAUGAGUAGAGUUUCAGGUUUGAGCAGUAAAAAAAAUGGGAUCAUUCCAUAUUUUCCUGAAGGUCCUUGCUUGAAAUGCCCUCGCUUAGGGCAACUAGGGGCAAAAACUAAGUCAGAUACACUGAGAAUGGGUUGAGUCUUGGAUGGUCAAUCAUGGUAACUUGAUUUAACGUGUUCUGGUGUAUCGUAACAAAAUGCCAUGAUGAAUAAGCGUCAUGAAUAAGCGUAAAAUGGUACCUGACUAGAUCCAGCUGCUGCACUUGCUACACACAACCUUAUCAGUGUUGUGGCAUGUUACUGUGUACCUUUAAACUUACACCAAGGUGUAAUUGAUAAGCUGGUGAUUAUACUCUAUAUUAUGUAUAAUAAUUGAAGCUCUGAUGAACGUGUGAUUUUUAGGGAUUUUAGGAAUACACAGACAAGUUCAGUAACACUGCAUGUUUUGAAAGCGUGUCCAAACGCAUUUCCAUACCGUAUUUAUGAUUCUCUUUUUGUGCAGCAAUGAGAAAUCCGAGUAUCUAUCCUUUAUCUAUCUCGCAUAAUAGUCACUGCAGAAAUUUGCUUCAGCUUGAACUAGGAUAGGUUUGAGGUUGCAAAAUCUCUUGGCAUGGGUUUUAUUUAUUAAUGGAGAAAUCCUAUAGAAGGAACUUUCCUCUGAUCUCUGUACUACGUUUUACUGAACUGGUGUUUGAUCUGUUUUCUGAAAUACAGAGAAAUUGUGUUUUAACCAAAUCCAUGUGGGGGGGUGUUUGUGUGUGUGUGUGUGUCAGGGAAAAGUAAAGAAAUCUAACUUAAUCGACUGUAAAUGAGAAAUAAUAAAAAAGUGUGUCCUGCUGAGUGUUCGUAAAAUUGUAUUUUUCUCUUCACGUUGCUUUCAAGACACUUGUGUUUUCUUGUUCUGUAAGAGUGUGAGUUUUACAGCCAUAACGUGUGAAAUUUGGCCCUCUCUGGUAGGAACUGGUCAUUGCAGAACAACAUUUUGCGACAUUUAGCGUUCCAAACUACAUAAUCCACACUAAGUAGUGUGCCUAAAAAGGCUUUUUUUUUUGUCAGUAACUUUCUUGGUACUAAUUGAUCACAAGUCUGGUGUCAUUCAUGAGCAUGCUUUACAAAUCAUUAUACACAGUAUUUUGUUUGCUUGUGGGGUUAGUGAUAUAUUUUUAAUUCACUUAGCCUCGUUUCUCACUGUGUGACAUCCCUGUGUUGACUGAAGCUUUUAAGCCAAACUGAAGAGUAUGAAUUUUUAACAAUGCAGUAUAUUACGGGAUCAUUCCAUAAUCCGUUUUCUCGAAGAUCCCGAAAUGUUCUAAAUAGGGGCAAAAAUUUGAGUAAGAUGUACAUUGAGUCUUGGAAUGUGUUAAUUGUGUAUAUUUUAUCUAACAUCUCCUGGUAUUUCAUAUCAGAACGAAUACACAUCCUUGGUAUUACCAUUAAUGUUGUUAAUAACGAGAUCGUAGCGCACAUGACAUCAGUGUUGCAGUGAAAUGGUGUUGGCACAUCACUGUAUACCUGUAAAGUUCACCUGUAUAACGGGUGCAAUUAAUAAACCCAUGAUUAUACUCCAUAUGCUCUAUUUAAAGAUUCAUUUUGACUGAUUCAUGCUUUAAAUCAUGCAAACAAGUUUGUGUUUGAUACUGCAUGUAGCAUAUCCAAAUGCAUUUCUGUAAUCUUUUUUUUUUUGUGGAAAUUCUCUUGUUUGCUGCAUGGAGAAAUCCGAGUAUCUAUUCUCUCUCUCUAUCUUGGAUAAUAAUUCCUUAAGAGAUUUGAUUCAGGUAUGAUUGUGCUUGCAAAAUCUCUUGGCAUGAGUUUUAUGUCGGUACUACAUUUUACUGAACUGGUAUUUGAUGUGUGUUCUAAAUUGCAGCUCCAAAGGAAUUGUGUUUUAACUAAUUACAUGUUUUUUGUGACAAGUAAAGGCACCUUGCUUAAAUUAAUCGAGAUGAAAAAUUUCAACUUUGAAGGUUUGAAUCCUGCUCAUUUACAAGUACUAAACUGAAAGUACUAAACUCUCAAAAUUGCUUUUGUCUUGUCUUGUACUGUUAGACUUUGACAUUUUAUGGUAUUUUGAGAAAGGAAUGUUAGUCUGGAUAAAUGUUCAUUUGACUUGUAGUGCUGUGAAGACCCUUUCUAAGCUGUAUCAUCCACACCAGGUAGUAUGUCUCUAACAACAACAAAAUGUCUGAGUACUAGUAAAUGGGAUGUUGAUUUUGUUUUUUUUGUUUGUUUUUUUUCCUUUUUCCCUUUGUGUAGUUGGUAGGGUUGAGUGUUACUUUCUACCGUUGGUUCUUUACUUUCAAGGCAUUUAUCUCAUGUCCUGAGUCAGUGAGAAAGCUACACCACUGUCUAUAUCCUUUUCCAGGUUCUCUAAGCCUGGGGAAAGAAUUUAAUCAAUCUCAAACAUUCAUUUGUAAAGUUAAUUUAAAACACACACACACACACACUCUCUCUCUCUCUCUCUCUCUCUCUCUCUCCCAUCCUCUGAAAAGUGCUAUUUUAAGAGCAGGUAACUUCAAAAUCUCGCACUAGUAAGUGUUUCAGGAAGCAGAAUGGUAGGUAAGCAGCUGGUGGUCCUGACCAAGCAUCCACCAGCAUCCUCUUCCCCAUACACCUGGCUUGAAUACACAUCCCUGGAAGAGUCACCCUUCGUACACACAUCACAUGCAUCAUAUUUAUACAUAUCAUACAGUGUAUAUAGCUCAUAGAUGGAUUCUUGUUCCUAAGGCGUGCAUCAUGAAGACCCUGGAGCUGCACUCCCUUACACAGUAUUAUUACUUUUCAAAUUUUGCAUUAUUACAUAUGUAAACUCAUGCACUGUCUGGACAUGAGUCCUACAGCCUUACCUUUAAAUAAUCACAGUUUCUUGUAGUGUUUGUUCAUUCUGUGAAAUGGUUACCAGAUCAGUUGAGUAAUAAAACAAAGUGGUGUCAUUAAAAAAAAUCAUGUUGAAUAUGAACCCACAA